Messenger RNA from Mytilus trossulus (common blue mussel), 4361 nucleotides. Its product is annotated as serine/threonine-protein kinase PAK 1-like. Gene Ontology annotation, biological process: regulation of axonogenesis; intracellular signal transduction; regulation of MAPK cascade. Gene Ontology annotation, cellular component: cytoplasm. The record is from RefSeq and is a predicted model, not a curated record. The transcript has 9 exons. Bases 236 to 1690 code for a protein of 484 amino acids. Gene Ontology annotation, molecular function: ATP binding; protein serine/threonine kinase activity. Lineage: Eukaryota; Metazoa; Mollusca; Bivalvia; Mytilida; Mytilidae.
UGUCUCCCUUGAAAUCAGAGCGAGACUGUUUCCGGAAAUAGGAAGUUUUUGUAAGUUGACACACUUCGUCUGUAAAACAGGUUGGAAUGAUCGAAACAAACCUGAAAUGUACAAUUUUUGAACAAGGAAGUUGAAACGUCGAAACGGACAUUCCAAAUUUCCAUACCAAAAAAGGGAAACCAAAACUACAGAACUCCAUUGCCAGACAUAGAAAUAAAGGAAAGACAUUGAUAAGAUGUUGUCAAAAAUGCCAUUUGGAAAGAAGAAAAGUACUAGUUCAGAUGACAAACCCAUGAGUAUAUCUGGCCCCACUGAGGUCAAACAUAAUGUACAUGUUGGUUUUGACAGACAGACAGGAGAUUUUGUAGGCCUGCCACCUGCAUGGAAUUCACUCCUUCAACAUUCCAAUAUCUCGAAAGAGGAACAGAAGAAAAAUCCAGAGGCUGUCAUAAAAUCCAUCAAAUUCUUGAAGAAAUCAUUUAAACAGAAAAGUACCCAUGAACAGAAAUACCUUAAAGUUGCCACUACCAUUGAAGAAUCUGAGGAUGAGCUUAGUGACGAAGACAAAAGCUCCAUGCCUCCUCCCUCUCCUCACGGAAAGGAUGCCAAAUCUGACGAGGUUUUUGUCACUGCAAAAACUGACCCAAACAAGAAAAAUGAUAAUGACGAGUUAGAUUCCAGAACAAACAAUGCUACAGAUGGCAUGGCCAACGUCACCCUUGACAACAAGAAACCAAAAGAGGAUGGAGAAGAGGAAGUAUUACAAAGACGUCCAAAAUCUCAGAAAAAGAAUUUAACAGAUGAUGAAAUUCAUGCAGGAUUACAACGAUUGGCUUCACCUGGAGAUGCCUCCUCUAAAUAUCUAAUUCAAAAGAAACUUGGUUCAGGUGCCUCUGGAAAUGUAUGUAUGGCUAAACCAGUUGAUGCUGAUGCAGUAGUGGCUAUUAAAAUGAUGGAUUUGAAUAAUCAACCGAAAAAAGAACUUUUAAUUACAGAAAUCGAAGUAAUGAAGGAUUAUAAACAUCCAAAUAUCGUUAAUUUCUUAGAUUGCUAUUAUCUAUCAGAAAAACAAGAACUAUGGGUAGUUAUGGAAUAUCUGGAUGGCGGGGCCUUAACUGAUGUGGUAACAGAAACCAUCAUGAAUGAGGGACAGAUUGCUGCCGUGUCACGAGAAUGUCUACAGGCUUUAGACUAUCUACAUGAGAAACAUUGUAUACACAGAGAUAUAAAGAGUGACAAUGUCUUAUUGGGAAUGAAUGGGACAGUUAAAUUAACCGAUUUUGGUUUUUGUGCUCAACUCAGUGGCGAUAGUGCCAAGAGACAGACUAUGGUUGGAACUCCCUACUGGAUGGCCCCAGAAGUAGUAUCCAGAAAACACUACGGAAAGAAAGUAGAUAUCUGGAGUAUGGGAAUAAUGAUUAUAGAAAUGUUGGAAGGGGAACCACCUUAUUUGAAUGAAACCCCACUGAAGGCUAUUUAUCGAAUAGCAACUAAAGGAAAACCAGAUAUAAAAAAUGCAGAAAAACUGUCUCCUGAACUAAAAGACUUCCUCGACCGGUGCCUGGAAGUGGAAGUUGAAAAACGUGCCGAUACCCAGGAGUUAUUAGCCCACAAAUUUCUAACUAAAGCCAGACCACUGACAACCUUGCGACCUUUAAUUGUGGCAGCCAAACAAGCCACUGGACAUUAGUAUUCAUAAUUUGUAUUAUCUAACGAAAGCUCCAGACUUAGAUUUAUUUUUAGGGAUGUCAUUAUAUGCUAGCUGUAUACUGUACUACAUGCAUGCAUGUAUACUAUCAUACUAUGUAUGAUCAAGUGACAGCAACUAUAACAUAAUUCUUAAAUGCUUUCUUGAAACAUGUUUAAAAAGUCAGUGAUGGAACAACAUCCUGAACCAUGGGAUUUUUUCACAAUUACAUGGAUGCUUUUCUAUUCCCAUUGUUGAAAAAGCAGGUAAUAAAAUACUUUUUUAAAAGUUUAAGAAAGUAGGGGAAAAAACUGGAGAAGAUACGAAAAUAAAAUAUUUGGGAUGAUGUGGAAUACUGAAGUGAACUAUAGAUUUAUAACUGUAUAUGAUGACACCCCUGACAUUAAGCCAGUUAUGUAUACUAAUCAUACUAUAAUAUACAGUUCUAUGUCAUAUUUUUAAUUUGCUUCAUUUAACUGUAGAUUGAUGUUUUAUAUUAUGCUUUUUAUGUUUUUUAUGUAAUAUGUAAUUCAUGUGAAGACUGAAUACGAUUAUAAAUCUGUUAUGUUUAUAAACUUUUAGAUCAUGUAGUUAAAACAAUAUUCAUUUAGAUCUCAUACUAAAGAAAAUGAACACUUACAUCAUUCCAUGAACCAACCUCACAUUUUAUGCUGUGUUUGUAGAGUCCGUUAAUGUUCAUACCGAUGGUAUAUGAUUGUUGUCAAAAUAAAUGGCACCAUAAAAAUGUAGAUUAUUAUAUAAAAAAGAUCAUGUUUGUUUUAAAUCUCUCAUCAUCCUUUGAGUAAACAAAGAAUAAUCUGAUCAGAAAUUCCGUUUUUUGAGGAAUUUCUGAUUUACAUGUGAAAUUUUCUACAAAUUAUCAAAAAAUGAAAUAUGAAAACAACUAUAAAUAAAAUUAAUGUGUUUGUGGGAACAUUAUCUUGUUGGUAACUUUUUCAUUUGUACCAUCAAAAAUGUUGAUAGUUCAGUAUUCUGUUGUGCAUUCCUCUGUUUCUACAGAAGCCAGGAAAAUUAUUAUCUGCCCGAUUUAAAUAAAUCUAAUAUUACACAUAAACCUUAACACUUUAAUCAUGUUAUUUGAAGGAAAUAUCACUUAGAUAUUUGAUGUUCAAAGCGCAUCGUUAAAAAGUAUUUUAAACUACAUGUACAUUGUAACUAAAAAUAUGUUCAACAAAUAACUUAUUUUAGUACUGCUAUUUCUUUUCACUUAUCAAUUAACUUGAUUUAUCUGUAUUUAUGCAGUUUAAAUCCUAGAUUAUUAUGGGUAUUAUUUACCGGCAUGUAAUCUUGGACAAACAGAGGUACUAGAAUGUUUGAAGAUGGUGUUAUGGAGCAUAUUUUUCAGUCGUUUUAUUCAAUUUUACAAAUUGUAAAUACUCUGUUAACAAACUACAAACUUUGUACAAGAAGUUAAUUGAUAGUCUGUGUAACAAAUAAAUAAUACUGUUAAAUAUGUGAAAUCAUGCAUCUUAUCAAUUGAAAAUAUUAUCACAUAUAUAUUUAUUCCAAAUCUGGAGAAAAUAUUAUCACAUAUUUAUUCUGAAUCAGGGAAAGUAUGACCAAAUGCACAUUUUGUUGGGUAUUCAUGCUGUAUUCAUAUGGGAUUAAAAUAUUAUCCUCAAUAAACAAGUUAUAUUGGCUGCUGGUCAGUUUUAAUUCAUAAGUCAAUCAAAAGUCAUGACUUUAAAAUAGACAGUCAUGAAGAGCUAUUUGUGGCAGUAAAUAAUACAUGUACAGGAAACAAAAAAAAUGCUGCUAAUGACUUUUUAGACUUGACUCAAUUUUUAUACCAGCCCAAAUCUAAAAUAUACACAAAUAAAUAACUAAAAAUAGAGCUAUAUUUUAAUGAUUCAUAUGAUUAAAAACAAAUUGUUAACCUCGUUUUAUCUCUGAUGUGAUACCUACACUGUAUUUAAAUUGUUAUCAUUUGAUAGAGAUCUGUGUCAUUAAUAUUCUAAUGUUAGUUUGAUAUCAUUGUGUUUAUAAAUUGUGCAGUCUUGCAUUUAAUUCAUUCAGUGUCUGUUAUACAGUACAAAAAUUCUGAAUUGGGAAAAUAUUGUACCCUCUGUCUGAAAAAUAGUUUAACAGAAAGCUGAAACAAUAUGUCUUUUUUGCUAAUGAUAACCUUUAUCACUAUUUUUUUUAACUGUACAUUGAUGAUAUAACCUUGACUUAUCUUAACAUCAAAAACCAAAAAUAAGACAAAAACAUGAACAUUGAGAGAGAAAGGAAGGCUGCAAGGCAGUUGAGCUUAUCAUUAUUAGAUACAGUAGUAAAAUUGUUUCAUUCAAAGUUUUGUUUCUAGUUUGAAUAAUUUCCAAUGUUCACUAUACUAUUUUUCAAUUUUAUAAGGGUUCUUAGGGUUGAUUUUUGUUAAAACAAACAUUCCAGAAUGAUGGUAUACAGGUUAUAUUUAAUCAAUAAAUAAACAUAAAAUAUGCAAAUUAUUUUAUACCAGUUUUAAUGACAAUUUUAUUUUAAAAAUACUUUUUCAGAGUUUUUAUUUUUUUGCAACUGUUAUAUGAGUUUUGUUAAAGAAUAUUUAAGUGCCGGGCACACUGCCUAGUUGUUUUAGAUGCACAUUUUGAUAGCUGUGAGAUUUGUAAAUAUGUAUUUUAAUAACAGUUUUUAUGAAUAAAGCAAUAUAAUGUCA